Messenger RNA from Ostertagia ostertagi, 2082 nucleotides. NCBI's taxonomy places the organism in Eukaryota, Metazoa, Nematoda, Chromadorea, Rhabditida, Trichostrongylidae. The record is from the annotation of a GenBank genome assembly.
AUGCGAUUCGCCAUGAUGAGGAAUAGGUAUCGAUUUUACGCAAAAUGGAAAAACUGCAGCGAUUGCAAUCCUGGGCCAGGGGUUAAUGGCGUGAAUGUUUUCACGGUGACCUUCGAUCGAGUGGCAAAGAGUGACGUCAUCAGUGCAAAAUCAGAAGACGAGACACUUCGCUUAUUGUAUAUGGAUAGUGGUGAACUGCGGCAAAUUGUCCAAGAAGCGCCGAUCGAUAUGGAGCCGGUGUACAGAUUAGCGAAUCUGACCAUUAACUACGAUUCUCUGGGCAGAAGGAACGAGCUGAUUUGGGGGAAACCGGAGCACGCAGGUGACGCAUACGAUCGACAGAAUCGUGUUGUGGAACGAACGAUUAGUGAUUUUGUAUCCACAAAAUAUGCCUACUACAAGGAACUUCGGCAUCCUUCAACGGUCGAACUGCCCGGUGGCUCAAAAUAUUCCCUCAAGUAUGACACCCGUGGCCGUCUCAGGGAAAUCGUGACACCAUCUAGCGAAUCUCAUCAUUUCGCAGCGACGCCUUUUGGUAGUGGACGAGUUCUGAAGCGACGGAUUCCAUUUACGAAAAAGCCAUUUGUGGCGGCUGAGGACAGUGAAGGGGCGAUUGUUGGAAUGGACGACGGCAGACGAACUUCCAUCAUGUUCUUCUUCAACGAAAUGUGCGACACAGGCGUCACUGUUUUCACCUAUGAUGCAGACAAGUUGGCAACUGUGGAGUCAUCCCACCUGCAAGUGAAUCUGACAUACCAGGGACCGUUGCUGGUGUCAAUGAGCGAACGAAGGCAGACGAAAAAUGGAUGGCGAGAUUCGUCGUUCGCUGUAGAGCAUGACGAGCUUUUGCGACCGACUUCCAUUCAAGCGGUGAUUUCUGGUACUGCGGUUGAACCUAUACAGCUGAUUUGGGGAAACCGGAGCACGCAGGUGACGUACGAUCGACAGAAUCGUGUUGUGGAACGAACGAUUAGUGAUUUUGUAUCCACAAAAUAUGCCUACUACAAGGAACUUCGGCAUCCUUCAACGGUCGAACUGCCCGGAUUCCAUUUUACGAAAAAGCCAUUUGUGGCGGCUGAGGACAGUGAAGGGCGAUUGUUGGAAUGGACGACGGCAGACGAACUCCAUCAUGUUCUUCUACAACGUGACAAGUAUAAUCGAGUAGUGAAGGAAAUGUGCGACACAGGCGUCACUGUUUUCACCUAUGAUGCAGACAAAUGGCGAGAUUCGUCGUUCGCUGUAGAGCAUGACGAGCUUUUACGACCGACUUCCAUUCAAGCGGUAAUUUCUGGUACUGCGGUUGAACCUAUACAGCUGGCUUACGAUGAACGAACAGCCUUCAUGUCUGCAUAUGCUGGUUACCAGAUCUUGAGGGAAUCAACGAUGAUGAUGCAUGAAACAUCGCUGGACAUCUACAGGCAACCAGUAUCUGUGAAGAUCGUCAUCGGUGAUGUGCGAUUGUCGUUGAUGACCGUGCGUGACUCAGCAGGACGGGCAAUAGUGAGCGCCUGGAGAACGAUCACGGGUGACUUCAAGGAAACUCGCAGUUUCGACGUUCAGGGACGAUUAGCUAGUCAUGAAAUGAACGGAAAAGAGAGGUGGCUCUUCAAGUACAACAAUGACAGCCGCGUGAUGCUGAUGAAUGACGUCGUAUGUGAAUGGCAUGCUGGAGGUGUGCCGAAGAAGGCCGGUGAUGUAACGUUUGAAAUGGACGGUUAUGGAAGAUUGAUUGGAGCUCGUGGUCCAUCCAUUGAUAUGAAAUUCGAUUAUGAUUACCAGAAUCGGCUUAUAUCAAUCUCCAAUGGAGCGACGCUGUACUCUCUAUUCUAUGCGUUACCGCAUUUACCUCGGCGUGUGUCGCACUUCCAGUCAUCGUCGGAUUCGUCAGCAACUUCGAUUCUCUACACAGAGGAAGGAGUACCGUUUGCGAUGAGCCGUGAUGGAUUCCGAUAUGCGGUUGCUGUCGAUGACGAUGGCAGUCUGAGGUAUUUGCUGAGCGAGUCUGGUAUUGAGAAGGAGAUCCAUCGUGAUCCACUUGGUCGAGUCAUAGCUGAUACUCAGUCGAAAUUCUGGACUCCGUUA